AUGGAUCCUAAUGGGACAAACAGCACCGUUUCGAACGCUUCCUUCUACGUUGCUUACGGCGUCCAAGGGUUCAUAUCUGUGAUAGGACUGCUCGCCAACGCCUUCAUCAUCUUCCUCCUUGCGCGGUAUCCUGCCGUCAGAAGCGUCGCCAACGUCUACGUGGGAAACCUGGCCGUGGCUGAUUUCGGCUUCUGCCUGUACAGCCUUGUGCAGACGCCGCUGUCCGUACUGGAGGAGGACCCCAGUAUGGGUACUGAUAACGAUUCCCUCAGCUACCAAAGAGGGUGUGACGUCGGUCGCGUCCUUGCCAUUUUGUUCGCGUCAGCCAGCGUGUUCCACCUGACGGCGAUCGCCGUGGAGCGUCAUCACGCCGUCACGGCUCCCCUGGACCACCUGCAGCACAGAAGCGUCAGGAGGGCCCUGGUGACCUGCCUGGUGUGCUGGACGGCAGCCAUCUUCACUGCAGCGCUCGACACCGUGAUACGGAACGUCAUCACCCAAACCUGGGACUUCACCGCUCAGAGCCUCUUCGAAUGCGUUUAUCUCAAGUACAUUGGCUCUUCAACGAAUGGCACCAACCCCUUGCUCUUCCUAGCCAUUCUUAUAUUUGUGAUUGCGUACGUAACGCCAGCUUGUGUGAUGAUACCGUUGUACGUCCGUGUCUUUUGGGAAGUCCAAAAGUCUAACAGAUUUGCGGCGAGGAAUGACGAACAAGCCGUCCGGAUGGUGGUCGUUGUCACUGUUUUCUUCCUGGUCUGCUGGCUGCCGUUCCACGUCACUUCCGUCGUCAUCGCGUCAUCCGGUUACCAUGGAGACGAGGAGGCGCUGCACGCGUGCUGGGCGUUCGGAUUGGUCAACUCGGCCGCGAACCCCUUUCUGUACGCCCUUCUCGGACGGAAGUUUCGCGGGCAGAUAAGACAGAUGUUCGGCAACGCUGCGCCGUGCAGAGGGACAAGGAAGCAGAGACAAAGCAAUGUCGCCCAUCCAGACAGUACCAGCGUAGAUACAACAGUCUCCCAGUCUCAAACAACGUACCUAUAG
Messenger RNA from Branchiostoma floridae (Florida lancelet), 1041 nucleotides. RefSeq names its product allatostatin-A receptor-like. Gene Ontology annotation, molecular function: neuropeptide binding; G protein-coupled receptor activity. The coding region runs from base 1 to 1041 and encodes 346 amino acids. Gene Ontology annotation, cellular component: neuron projection; membrane. The record is from RefSeq and is a predicted model, not a curated record. Lineage: Eukaryota; Metazoa; Chordata; Leptocardii; Amphioxiformes; Branchiostomatidae. Gene Ontology annotation, biological process: neuropeptide signaling pathway. The transcript has 2 exons.